AUGACCCAAGCAGCCGGAUUUUACAAUCCAGAAACCGCCGAGUAUUUCGAUCCAAAAGAAACACACCGUGUUGCUAUCGUUUCCGGCGGAAAUUCAGGUAUCGGAUGGUAUACCGUUCUCCAUCUCUAUUUGCAUGGGUAUGCGGUAUAUGUAGUUGGAAGAAAUGAAAGUAGAGUGAAAAAGGCCAUUAAAGACAUUGAAGACGAGGCAAGAAGGAGAACCAGCUCCUAUGACUCAUUUCAGAAGAAGACUCGUCACCUUGGUAGCAUGGAAUAUAUUCAUUUCGACUGUUGUGAUCUUGAAUCAGUGGAACGAUGUGCUACAGCAUUUUUAAGCAAAGAGAGACGAUUACAUGUUCUAAUUAACAAUGCUGGAGUGAUGGGUAUUCCAUUUGAAAUUACAAAAGAUGGGUAUGAGAUACAAUAUCAGGUCAAUUUAGUGGCGCCAUUCCUAUUCACAUUGAAUUUACUCCCAGCUCUCAAAGCUGCCAAAUCGGAUGCGGUGCCUAGAGUAUUAACUCUUUCUUCUGUCGGACACAAUGCUGCCUAUAGAUAUUUUGAUCCUAGCGAUCAUAUCAAUCACUUCCCUCUGAUGCUCUACACCUGGAUUCGGUACGGAAAUGCAAAAUGUGCCGCAAUUCAGUUUAUGAAGAAAUUCGCAGCGAACUAUCCCGGAAUUCUUGCCUUUUCGAUACAUCCGGGUGUAAUUGGCGAGACAGAGUUGUAUAGUUGGUGGGACAAAUUGCCUUUCUUGGGCAGCAUCUUUCAUACCGCUCGCAACGUGGCGGGAUAUUUCAUCGGCGUUUCGUCAGAGGAAGGCUCUCUUGCUACUCUAAGAGCUGCAAUGGACCAGUCUUUGGGUGAGGAUGAUUCAGGAUCGUAUCUCAUCACAGGUGGUUCAAUCAUUGAACCUUCCAGAGUAGCACUGAAUAAGGACAACAUAGACACCACCUGGAAUCGGAACAUAGAGAUGCUUAGAGAAAAAGGUUUCACCCUCCUUCUCUGA
Australozyma saopauloensis is the source of this 1005-nucleotide messenger RNA. RefSeq lists its product as uncharacterized. The record is from RefSeq and is a predicted model, not a curated record. Bases 1 to 1005 code for a protein of 334 amino acids. The transcript has a single exon. NCBI's taxonomy places the organism in Eukaryota, Fungi, Ascomycota, Pichiomycetes, Serinales, Metschnikowiaceae.